This is a messenger RNA of Bufo bufo (common toad), 487 nucleotides long. It is a transcript of the gene GTF2H5, whose product is annotated as general transcription factor IIH subunit 5. Gene Ontology annotation, biological process: nucleotide-excision repair; transcription initiation at RNA polymerase II promoter; transcription by RNA polymerase II. Gene Ontology annotation, cellular component: transcription factor TFIIH holo complex; transcription factor TFIIH core complex. Lineage: Eukaryota; Metazoa; Chordata; Amphibia; Anura; Bufonidae. Bases 98 to 313 code for a protein of 71 amino acids. The record is from RefSeq and is a predicted model, not a curated record. The transcript has 2 exons.
CCAACUCAUUAGCAAUCAUAUCUUAAUACCAGAGCAGUAACAUUAACGAAGUUGUACCACAAAGACUUGACUACCCCUUCAGUAUUCGGCUGUCAAAAUGGUGAACGUUCUCAAGGGCGUCCUUGUAGAAUGUGAUCCAGCUAUGAAACAGUUCCUUUUAUACCUGGAUGAAACAAAUGCUUUAGGAACAAAGUUCAUUAUCCAGGACUUGGAUGAAACCCACGUGUUUGUCUUAGCUGAAUUGGUUGCUGUUCUUCAGGAGAAGGUUGGGGAGCUGAUGGAUCAGAAUUCCUUUCCUGUCACACAGAAGUAAAAUCUAUGGACUGUAAAAUGAUAUGGGUUCACAUGGAUUUUUCACUGUACAAACCUAAUUUAACUAUGUUCUAUAUCUCCUUAAAGGGAUUCUGUCACCUCGUUUUAGCCUAUAGAACUGCGGACAUGCACGGCUAGAUCGCUGCUAGCAUGUCCGCAAUAUACCUAUCCCAUA